Molecule: messenger RNA, 2541 nt
Organism: Agelaius phoeniceus (red-winged blackbird)
Lineage: Eukaryota; Metazoa; Chordata; Aves; Passeriformes; Icteridae
Source: RefSeq, a predicted model, not a curated record
CCGCCACCCGCGCCCCCUGCCCGGUGUCCCCCGCGGUACCCCGCUGUGCCCCCCGCGCCAGCCCGAGGGGGGACUGCGGCUCCCUGCGCCCCCCGAGCCCGGCCUGACGAAGGGCCAUGCCCCAGCGCCGUGAGCAGCCCCGCGCUGGUGCCCCAGGAGCUGCAGCCCGGCCCGGCCAUGGACAGCUCAGAGCUGGAGUCGGACAUCCUGCGGCGGGUGCGGGCGCUGCUGCGGGAGCUGGACGGGCACCACCCCUCCUGCCAGAGCGACCGAGGAAUGCUGCGCUGGACCCUGCACAAGAGAAUGGACCAGAACCCCAGGACCAGCUGUGUCCUGGUCAGCAUCCUGGUGAAGGAGCUGGAGAGGGCAGAGCGAGGGGACCUGCGGCACUACAUCAUCCCCCUGCUGCACACGCUGAUGUACACCUUGAUCCAGGCUCCCUGCAUCCCUGACGAGCUCUGUGCCAGGGUUUAUGACUUCUGCAAGAGGCUGCUGACCCUGCCCAAGCCCUUCUGCACCAUCGGGCUGGACUAUGCCAGCAGGCUGCAGCUGGAGAGGGCAGCCCCAGGGACCCUGUACCAGAGGACGGUCAUCUCCGAGCAGAGCCUGCCCAGCGCCGCCUUCCCCUGCCAGGACAGGAUUUUCAUCUUCGCUGACCCCGAGCUGCUGCCCGAAGCCAUCUGCAGGGCUCUGGCCAUGGACACCCAGGCUGCCCAGGUGUCCCAGAGCCCGCGGGGCUGCAUGAGCUGCGUGGUCACCCACGCCCUGCAGGCGGCCCUGGGGGACACCUGCGACACCGCCGGCCUCAGGGCCCGCCUCCAGGCCCUGCCCCCGGGGGAUGUGGAGCACUGGUUCCAGCAGGUGGUGGCGGCCGUGGAGGGCAGCGAGGGGGGCUCGGACCGGGGCCAGCGCACGGCGCGGCUGGAGAGGAUCUACCACAGCCUCCUGGGCUCCUCGCCCAAAGGGAAUGCUCCCCAGGAAGGGCUGCAGGGCACCCCUCUGCCCAGCCCCAACAUCAGCUUCCACCUGUGGACAGAAGAUGAGCAGCUCUGGAAGGAGCUGGUGCUGUUCCUGCGGCCGCUGUCGCAGAGCUGCGAGCCCGAGGGCCUGGGGCAGGAGCUGGAGCCCAUGGAGAUGCCGGACUCGCUGCCAGACUGCGGCUGCUGCGGCCAGAGCCGCUUCUCGGUGCUGUCCACGGACAGCGGCAUCGAGCGGGACCUGCCCGCGCCGGAGGAGCCCUGCGAGCGCUCCCGGCUGCACAGGAAGGGCGGCAUCAAGAAGAAGCCGUCGCCGCUGGACAGCGUGGCCCUGCUGCAGGCUGGCGGCGGGAAGGGCCCCGGGAAGGCCCUCGGGAGGGCGGGGAUGGCCCCCGAGCCCCCGGCCCCGCUGCAGAGGCUGCACAGCGCCCGCGUGGUGCUGCUGGGGGACGAUCGCAUCCUGGGCCGCCUGGCACAAGCCUUCCACUCGCUCAGGAAGCGGGAGGCCCGCCGAGUGUUCCUGACGCCCAGGCUGGACCUGCAGUUCUACCACAUCCCCGUGGUGCCGGCACAGCCCCAGCCCUCGGCUGCUGAGCACGCUGGCCCCGAGGAGCUGUGCGAGGUGGCCAGGUACCUGGGCAGGGCUGACCCCUGGUACGAGAGCAACAUCAACACCCUGUGCCACAUGAUCCCCAAGCUGGCCACCAUGCCCAGCAGGGCCCUGGUGACCGACCUGUUCCUCACCGACGUCAUCGCCUACUACGCCCGCAUGGGCACGCAGCCCGUCUGCUUCCAGGUGCACUCUGUCAAGGUGCUGUUCCAGGACCCAGCCCAGGACCCAGCUGAGGACGUGUUCCUGACGGAGCUGCUGACGCAGGUGCAGGACAGCCCCUCUCCCAGAGAGCUGAGCACGACCAAGAGGAAAAGCACCCUGGAUGGGCCUGGCAUGGACCUCACAGUGACCUACAGGAGGGUUGUGCUCAGCGAGCGGCAGAAGGAGCUGGCGCUGUCCCUGCGCUCCUCGGGCCUGCUGAUGAAAGCCAUCCCCGCUGAGGAGGCUGCAGGCCCGGGCUGCCUCACUGUGACCAUCACUGAAAUCAUCAGGACCAGCAACUUGGCAGGACGCUCAUUCUCAGCUGUGGCACACAGGUUCAGAACUCGCAGCAUCAAGGUCAGGAGCGCAGAGCAGAGACCCUUCACAGUGCGGCUGGACAAGGACAGCAGGAGAACCUACAGGGACGUGAUCGGCCUGGAGGUGUCUCCCUGCCUCGAGCCCAGCUACUGCCUGCAGAAGACGAGGACCACGAAAUGCAGCCCUGAGGAAACAGAAGACGUGGGGCUGGUGAAAUACCUGCCCAAGUCUCUGCUGCUGCCCAUCAACACUUUCGCAGGAGUCAUCCCGUGAAGGAGAUGGGAAAAGGUGCUGGGAGCUACGACCUGGGGCCAGCACAGAGCACACGGGGAGAGAAAACUCUCUGAAAGCCACCAGUGGGGACUUUACAUGGCAAUGGUGAGGAGAGCAGAGGAGGAUGGGCUCAGAGGGCACAGCCCUGCCCUGUGACAG